Molecule: messenger RNA, 913 nt
Organism: Cuscuta epithymum
Lineage: Eukaryota; Viridiplantae; Streptophyta; Magnoliopsida; Solanales; Convolvulaceae
Source: the annotation of a GenBank genome assembly
AUAGAUAGGUACAUCCGUUUCAUCAAAAAAAAAAAAAUAUAUAUAUAUAUAUAUAUAUAUAUAUAUAUAUAUAGAUAGGUACAUCCGUACAUAUCUUUCAACAAAAUGGAAUGGAAAGGUACUCAGGCGGGUUGAAUAUUUAUCGACUACUCUGCAGCUGCCGGCAAUGAACGCUGCGUCGAGCACUCAGCCGGAUUUUGUUCAAGAUAUCUCCGGCGGAAGCGAUUCAGAUACCAACUCCGAUGAAGCUUCCCAAUACUACCAGCCAAUCGCUGCCGACGUAAGUGAUGACGAAGAAUCUCCCGAUCGAAGUCCAGAUCUCGUCAAUGAGGAUGGAGAUCAAUUCUUCAGUGAUUCGAACCGCUUACCGAACGGUUACGCGUGCUUCGUUGAAAACGGAGUGUCAUCUCUGAAUUUGAGCGAUGAGGAUGGCGAAUGUGAAGAAGGGUUGGAAGAGGAGAGGAUAAGGGCCUCUUCUGAUUCGUCUCUUCGGAGGCCAUAUAGGGACGACGAGAGCCGUCGCAGUGUUUCGUUAUCGUUAACGCCGGAGAAUGCAAUGAGAGUGAUGGAGGCCAUGCGAGGUAUCUCGUUCAGCGGGGUUGCUCCAGAUUGGGCAGCUCAGGUCCCGGAGAGCCAGUGGAUCCAACGGCUUCGAACAAUAAGACAGGCAUCUACUGUUACCAAUUCUCCCAUUCAAGAUUGAAACUUUCAACAGUUUAUUUCUGUUUUUCCUUGUAAUUGUUCCAAACCUGAAGUCACGCUUUCUGUUUGAUGAAUUGCUUCUUCUUCUAAGUAUGCUUUUUUCAAACUGUUUUCGCUUACAUUGUCUGUUAUGAGUAUUCACUGCAACAAAGAAAUUAAACUGCAAAUUAUAUCCCAUUAAGUGAAUGUACAAAUCUUUCAUUUCAAACUC